Molecule: messenger RNA, 1626 nt
Organism: Stegostoma tigrinum
Lineage: Eukaryota; Metazoa; Chordata; Chondrichthyes; Orectolobiformes; Stegostomatidae
Product: zinc finger and BTB domain-containing protein 16-like
Exons: 6
Coding region: 1-1611 (536 amino acids)
Biological process (GO): regulation of cytokine production; regulation of immune system process; negative regulation of transcription by RNA polymerase II
Molecular function (GO): protein binding
Source: RefSeq, a predicted model, not a curated record
AUGGUGACAGUAUCCCUGUACAACCCACAACACUCCGAGUGCCUGCUGCGGGAAGCCAACCGGCUGCGGAUGUCGGGGGCUCUGUGCGACGUGGUGAUCUGUGUGGGGCAUCAGGAAUUCCGUGCCCACAGCCUGGUGCUGGCGUGUGUGAGCCCGACCCUCCAGGAGCUGUUCCGAAGCCCGGGCUCCCGCUACAGCCUGGAUUUCCUGGCCAGCCGCACCUUCGAGCGGAUCCUGGAGUACGCGUACACAGAGAGGCUGGAGGUUCAGGUCGCGGAGCUCGGAGAUCUGCUGCAUUCUGCCAGAAUCCUCGCGAUGGACGGCCUGGAGGAGCAGAUCAUGGAGAGCACAGCGCGGCUUGGAGUGGAGGAGAGGGAGCCCGGACACAGCCCGCUGGGGAUCCCUACCCCAGACACCACCGUCCCCAGCUCCCAGGGGUCUCCCCAGCGGGAACCAGCCCCCGUGAGCGCCGACCCCCGUGCUGAGGCCAGCGUCUCCAGCUGUUCCACUGGCUCCCAGCUGCGCGGCAGUGUUAUCACUGGGCCUGGGUCCCAGAAAAGGACCAAGGGGCCCAGGCACCCAACCCCGGUGCGCCCACAUGCCUCCCACCCCCCACCUCUUCCUCCUCCCAUCGCCAUGCCCCUCCAGGCCCCUUCAGCACUGCGGCAUCCUCCUCCUCCUCCGCACCCCGCGGCCUACCUCCGGUCCCUGGGGCCCGGCUCAUUCCCAGGGCCUGGGGCGCUGGGCACACCCGUCCCAGAUGGCAGCGUACGGAGAAGCCAGCAGGAUCACGGGAAUGGCGCGGCGUUCCGAGGCAGGGCCAGCAAUGAGGACCCUGCGGCGGUGGAUGCCCGGCAGAGGCGAAUGGAGGUGGUGAACCUGUUUCCCUGUGAAUUCUGUGGGAAGAGAUUCCUGGACAGCUUUCGCCUGUGCUUGCACCAGCAGUCUCACCUGGGCUGCGGUGUGAUUGUGUGCAACGUGUGUGGGCUGAGAAUGACCAUGGACCAGGAAGCCAUGGCUCACCAUCACAGCCAUUCCGGAGGGGCUAAGAUGCCGAUCUACCUUCUGUGCGGGAAGGGGCUGCAGACUCGCCUUAGCCUGAGGCAUCGGGCUCCGAGCCAGGCUGGGGGGAGUUGGAACUACAGCUGCCAGGAAUGCCAGCGAUUAUUCCCCAGCCUCACGGCCCUCAAACGCCACAUCAAAUCGCACACAGGGGGUGGUGCACACCAGUGUCAAUAUUGUCAUCACCAGUUUGCGGACGAGGCAGCUUUGAAGAGCCACAAACAGGUUCACCAGGGAGAGAAACCCUAUCAGUGCGGUCAGUGUAAAAAGAAAUUCACUCUCAAACACCAACUGGAGACUCACUACAGGAUUCACACAGGGGAGAAACCGUUUGAGUGUAAACUGUGUCACCAGCGAUCCCGUGACUACUCGGCCAUGAUCAAGCACCUUCGGACUCAUAAUGGAGCUUUGCCGUAUCAGUGCACAAUCUGCCAGGAAUUCUGCCCCAGCCUGUCUGCUAUGCAGAAACACAUCAAGAGCCACCUUCCCGAAGAGGUGCCCCCGAACUGGACCCUGGAGGAGAGCUACCUCUACCUGUGCGACCUGUGACUACCUGUGACUACC